Molecule: messenger RNA, 638 nt
Organism: Tuber melanosporum (Perigord truffle)
Lineage: Eukaryota; Fungi; Ascomycota; Pezizomycetes; Pezizales; Tuberaceae
Product: 60S ribosomal protein L38
Exons: 4
Coding region: 1-237 (78 amino acids)
Biological process (GO): translation; protein-RNA complex assembly
Cellular component (GO): cytosolic large ribosomal subunit; ribosome
Molecular function (GO): structural constituent of ribosome
Source: RefSeq, a predicted model, not a curated record
AUGCCGAAACAAGUUCACGAUAUCAAGCAGUUUCUUGAGCUGUGCAAGAGGGAUGAUGCUAAGGCUGCCAGAAUUAAGAAGCCAACCAAAGGCUCCAACACCAUAAAGUUCAAGGUUCGCUGCCAUCGCCACCUGUACACCCUCGUCCUCCACGAUGCCGAGAAGGCGGAGAAGUUGAAGCAGAGUCUUCCUCCUGCGCUCGUCACGACCGACGUCCCCGCUACUUCCAAGAAAUGAUGUGUACGAAAAACAAAAAAAAACGAUUUAUUUUUCUGUUUCACAAACAAAUAAAAAAAAAAUGUUUAAAAAUGUUUAAUAGAGAGAUUUGAUUCAUGCUCAGGGUCUUUUUUUUAGAGGCGGGCAUGGCUUGAUCGGCUCAUUCAUCGACCUGGGUAGAUGGGUAUCCGCGGGUCUCCGGCGGGAACGCUGUAUAGUGAAACAUGGUCGCUCAAUGGCAUCAAUGUUUUCUCUCUUUCGCUAUCCGAUGGCGGUUCCACGAUUCAAACUACUGGGACGUACUUUGAGUGAUGACCGAUAGGAAGUUCUGCUGUGCUACAUGGGAGGGAGACUGCUUUUCUGAUUACUACUAGAUACCCUCUAGCUUAACCUUCACUUCGAAUUCAAAUGCAUUCCCCAGA